AUCCGACAAGUGGUUGGUUCGUUUGUCGAAAGCGAUUAAACACUAUUUUUAAAUUAUUUUCUUCCAAAUUUGUCCUUUUCGGUGAUAAGAUAAAUUACCACCAACCAAACUGCACAACCUGAACGAAUUUAUCACACGCAUGUUGAUCUUGCAAAGCCGAGAAAAUAAACAAUCUUCCAGCACGGGGUCUGAUGGUCCCACCUUUUUCAGACAGUCGAUCGCUGUGCAUCGCGAUUAUCGGCGAAUGUGUACACAACUUCUGCCCGUCGCAAACAGUUCUCGUUGGUUUUUCUGUUGCCCUAGAAGUUCUCGCUUCAGCUUGAGCAGAAUUCCUCCUACACCGAAAACGCGUGCGUGUAGUUCACAAUCACGGGAUGACCGACUGGCACCUCCGUCUCGCUGUUGUUAUUGUUGUCCAGCAUCUGCUUGAGCUAUAGAGAGUGUGUGUGAGCGCGAUAGAGAUGUCGUCCACCUCCUCGACAGGAUUGCAGCAUCAGCCAUCACCAAGAUCACCGAUCGUGGCCGUCGCCGUUGCAGCUGCUUCCGCGAUCGGAUCCGCAUCGGUCGGCGGUGGUGGUGGCACGAGUGUCGUCGGUUGGACUAAUAAACGGAGCGCCAUUCACCAUCUCACCACCAGCCAGGACGUUAUCAAUCAGGGCAAAUGUCUGUGCGGUGAGUACAUACGCGCACGGCUAAAACGGUCCGGGCUGCUCAACCGGAAGAUCCUGCAGCGGUUGCGCAACUCGAUGGAGCACUGUUCGGCCGUGGGUGGUGGCGUGGUCGUACGGGAAGCACUGCCCAUACUGAACGGGAUGGGCGAGGAGCUGGAACGGAUGCAUCCCCGGUUGUACACGAACGUGAGCCGACAGAUCUCGAACGAACCGUGGGGCGAGCUAACCGAACCGGAUACGGUCGGCUAUCUGCUGCACGUCGUCGCGAAGGAUCUGUUCAAGAGCGGCAUUACGUGGGGCAAGGUGAUCUCAUUGUUUGCCAUCGCCGGCGGACUAGCGGUCGACUGCGUACGGCAGGAUCAUGCCGACUAUAUGCAGCAGCUGAUCGAGGGCACGGCGGACGUGAUCGAGGAGGAUCUGAGCGGGUGGUUGGUGGAACGGGGCGGAUGGCUCGGUUUGCAGGAUCACGUACAUCCACCCCAGCCGGAAAUUUCCGUCACCGGCUGGUUAAGCCUUACCGCGGUGACGCUCGUCGUGAUCUACUUCGUCUCACUGUUCCUACGGAUGAUCGGUAGCAGCUACAUCGAACCGAACCGAUCCGCCACCAACUAGACAGCUUCAUUCCGGUACGCUUUAAUGUGUUUCUUCGAGACAGAACAAAUGCUAACAUUCUAUCGCUACUACUACUAUCAUUCCGCUGACAAUGUUCUGUCCUUCCCCUGGCCGGGACUCACCCACUCUGUGAAAUCUCUCUCGAAUCUUCUGAACCGCCAAAUAACAUUAGCGCAAAUCACCAUACAAUAGCUAACGCGAGGAAAGGAAGCACGACAAGACAGGAUAGCUGCCAAACAAAGGCCAAACGGGAAUCGGGGGAGAUAAAAGAGACAAAAGUGUGUGCGUGCAAAUAUGUUAAAGUUUGUUUAGUUUUAGUUAUGUUUAGUUCUUUUUUUAUGUAUGUACGCAACGGUUUCCUAUUUAAUUCCCUUUUUUUAAUUGUGGUUUCCUUCCCUACCAAGUAAAUUGUUUUGUUGUCGUCUGAGCUUGUGAGUGGCAUCUUCCAUUUGUACAACCUAUAGCCUAUAUAGUCACACACACGUAUGUACGUACGUAGGGCGCAAAAUGCAAUAAAUAUAUAAACAGCUACAUCGGUUUACUGCUGAAACGUUAAACGUGAAGGCAGUGAUUGU
This is a messenger RNA of Anopheles moucheti, 1858 nucleotides long. Its product is annotated as bcl-2-related ovarian killer protein-like. Gene Ontology annotation, biological process: extrinsic apoptotic signaling pathway in absence of ligand; regulation of apoptotic process; intrinsic apoptotic signaling pathway in response to DNA damage. The transcript has 3 exons. Lineage: Eukaryota; Metazoa; Arthropoda; Insecta; Diptera; Culicidae. Gene Ontology annotation, cellular component: mitochondrial outer membrane. The record is from RefSeq and is a predicted model, not a curated record. Gene Ontology annotation, molecular function: protein heterodimerization activity; protein homodimerization activity. The coding region runs from base 462 to 1283 and encodes 273 amino acids.